AUGGAAGAUGAAGAUGACGAAGAGGAUGAAGCUGUUCGCGAGGAGGGCAAUCAAGACCCUCUGGGUGAUGAGGAAGAAGAGGAUGGGCACGAUGACGAAGAUGACGCCGAACAUGACGAGGAUAAUGAUGUUGAUGACGACGAUAGUGCUUCAGACGUCUCGGAGACAACUCGUGAACGACGAAAUGCAUUCUUUGCAAAAGAAGAGCCAAAGGAAUCACCAAUUCCUACUGAUUUCACAGCACUUCAAUUGAAUCGCGCGCUAUUACGGGGCUUGGCUGCAUUGAAUUUCAGCAGACCCACCCCUAUUCAAGCACGUACCAUCCCGAUUGCAUUGGCUGGAAAAGACAUUGUCGCUGGAGCUGUUACGGGCAGUGGUAAAACAGCCGCUUUUUUAAUUCCAAUCAUGGAGCGUCUGUCAUAUCGCCAGCGAAGUGCUGAUGAUGCCAAGUCGCGCGUCGUUGUUCUCUGUCCUACACGUGAGCUGGCCAUCCAAUGUCAUAGUGUGGCCCAAGCACUCGGGAAAUUUAUGAAUGUGCGCUUUUGCCUGUGUGUUGGUGGACUGAGCCUGAAGCUCCAGGAAGCAGAACUCAAGACACGGCCCGACGUCAUUAUCGCCACUCCAGGCCGUUUGAUUGAUCAUGUGCGAAACAGCGCAUCAUUCGGCAUGGAAGAUGUUGAAAUUCUCGUGAUGGAUGAAGCUGAUCGUAUGUUAGAAGAUGGAUUUGAGGACGAGCUCAAUGAGAUCGUGCGGCUUUGUCCGAAGCAGCGCCAGACGAUGCUUUUCUCUGCAACCAUGACAGAAGACGUAGACCAGCUUGUGCGUCUGAGCCUUCGGACACCUGUGCGCUUGUUCGUUGAUCCAAAGCGGUCCACAGCCUCGAAGCUCACGCAGGAAUUUGUUCGGGUUCGUGCGCAAUCACGACUCACAGGUCAUGCGCGCCAGCAGGCAGAAGACCAGCACCGUGCUGCAAUUUUAGUUACCUUGUGCAUGCGUACGUUCCGUGACCAGGUGAUUAUCUUUGUGCGCAGUAAGAAGCUUGCUCAUCAGCUCAAAAUUCUAUUCGGCUUAUUAGGUCUGUCGGCUGCUGAGCUGCAUGGUGACUUGUCGCAGGAGCAACGUCUUCAGUCGCUUUCGCUUUUCCGCGAUGGAAAAGUCGACUUUUUGUUGGCGACUGACCUUGCGAGUCGCGGUAUAGAUAUCCGGGGCGUGCAGACUGUGAUUAAUUAUGACAUGCCAGCACAACUUGAACCCUAUCUGCAUCGUGUGGGACGUACUGCUCGUGCGGGGCGCCAAGGUCGUGCCGUGACGCUGGUGGGUGAACCAGAUCGUCGUCUUUUGAAGACUGUGCUAAAACGCACCCCGCCAGAGCAAGUGAAGCAUCGUCUCAUGCCGUCCGAGAUGGUGCAGAAAUUGUCCGACACGAUUGCUUCCCUCAAGCCAGAAGUGGAGCAAAUUCUGCAGGAGGAAAAAGAGGAGCGAGCAUUGAGACAGGCUGAAAUGGAGGUUCAAAAGGGCGAGAAUAUGAUGGCCCAUCAGGACGAAAUCUAUGCGAGGCCUGCGCGCACUUGGUUCCAAAGCGAGAAGGCUAAAGCAGACGCAAAACAAGUGUCACGCGAGCAGCAAAAUGCCAAGGUGGAUGUAUCAAAGGCUCGCGAUCGCUUCGCAGGACUUUCACGACGUAAGAAACGCAAUAAACUUAUGCGUGAAGAAGAUGCGAAGGAGACGAACCAACGUGAGAUUGACGUAGCUGUACGUGCAGCGAAGCGUCUGCAACGGCCAUCGAGUCUGGGUGCGCGUGUGACCAGCAAAACAAACAAAGCGAAUAAGAAUACGAAGAAAGCCAAAAUGUCGAAGGCACUUCAUUCGAGCAAGAAGGGUGGUGCCUUUGGAUCAGAUAUGGGAUCCCGAAAAUAG
Molecule: messenger RNA, 1917 nt
Organism: Malassezia globosa CBS 7966
Lineage: Eukaryota; Fungi; Basidiomycota; Malasseziomycetes; Malasseziales; Malasseziaceae
Exons: 1
Coding region: 1-1917 (638 amino acids)
Molecular function (GO): RNA helicase activity; ATP binding; nucleic acid binding
Source: RefSeq, a predicted model, not a curated record